Molecule: messenger RNA, 1185 nt
Organism: Lathyrus oleraceus (garden pea)
Lineage: Eukaryota; Viridiplantae; Streptophyta; Magnoliopsida; Fabales; Fabaceae
Exons: 4
Coding region: 1-1185 (394 amino acids)
Source: RefSeq, a predicted model, not a curated record
AUGGAUGCUCAAGAACAAUCCGUCUAUAACUACUCUCAGCAGAUGGAAUCAACUGAUCAAACACCCAUUUCUACUCAACAAACAACUACAACUACUGGUGUCGUUUCAACCUCAAUCUACAGAGAACCACACAUUCUUGACCGUGAACCUCACGUUCAUCUUGCCACGCCAUUUGAGAAGCUUGAGGUACUGUGUGAAUCACUGGUAGAUUUUGACAAUAUGAAGCGAAAUGGCAUAGAACUCACUAAGGAGUUAAUAAUGCAAGGGUGGGAAACCUACUUUCAGAGACUCUACGGUCAUGUGUACACCUAUCUGCUACCUGAGCAUCCACCAAAUUUGAUGAAGAGACAACGGGAGCCAUCUGAGAAGUCCAAGAAGGCAAAGAAGGAAAAGUUGGAAGAAACUUCUGGGUCAAGACCUCCAGUCCCUCUAGCUGAUUCUCCAAAAGUCACCUCUCCACCCCCUGAACAACAAAAUCCACCUCCAUCUGAUCAACCUCAAACACCACCCCCUGAACAACAAACAAAUCCACCAUCUGAACAACCACAAACACCCCCUCCUGAACAACCAGCACCUUCACCCUCUGAACAUCAACCUAGUCCACCACUUGAACAAACAACACCACCUCCCUCUGAUAUUCCCCCGCUACCAACCUCUGAAGCUAUCAUCACUCCUACUCAAAAUCCCGCUGACACCAAUCCAAAUCCACCAUCCUCCCCAUCCUCUAUCCCUGAACCAGAAACUGCCUUCCCCAUAUUAGAAGAAGCAAUAACUUUAUUUGCAGAGUCUUUAGUGGAGAAGAUCAAGUCUCUAGAUGCUGGAAUAAGGCCACAGGCUCGCUUGGCCAGAGAGGCUAAGGAAAAGGCCAGGAAGGAAGCAGAAGAGAAAGCUCUCCUGGAAGAAGAGCAACGAAUCAUAGAAGUUGAACAGAAGGGUGUUGUUGCGGAUGCUGCUGAGGCUGAGGCAAAAGUAAAAGUCGAAGCUGAAGAGGCAGCACACAUUGCUGCAGAGGAAGCUGCAAAGGCCAGUGUUGAUGCUCUGACUCAGGGGGAGCAAUCUAACUCUGGUUUCGCCCCUCUGGUCUUGAAAACUCUGGAGGAACUACAAAAGGAACAACAAGUUGUGAGAGCAAGGUUGGACCAUCAGGACUCCGUCAACAACAACAUUCAGAACCUGCUGACUUAA